Molecule: messenger RNA, 2548 nt
Organism: Puntigrus tetrazona (Sumatra barb)
Lineage: Eukaryota; Metazoa; Chordata; Actinopteri; Cypriniformes; Cyprinidae
Gene: s1pr5a
Product: sphingosine-1-phosphate receptor 5a
Exons: 2
Coding region: 371-1570 (399 amino acids)
Biological process (GO): G protein-coupled receptor signaling pathway
Cellular component (GO): membrane
Molecular function (GO): sphingosine-1-phosphate receptor activity
Source: RefSeq, a predicted model, not a curated record
AAGACGAGAAAAGGCGAGCGCCAAGGCCAGCCCACUUCAGGACGAGGCUCGAUCCCGGGUUCGGCUGGCGGCCGGAGCGCGCGUCAGUUGUGCGCGGGACACGGCCAGAGGUAGUGCGGCGGAGGAGGGUGUUCGUUUCGUCGUCCUUAACUUCAUCUUUCCCUCUGGUGGCUUUUGAAGAUAUAACAAAGCUGAGCACCAAGAAAGAUAGAAGUGAAAACAUCAACUCAAACGAGCCUACGAGGAUUUAUUGCUACCGUGUUAAACCCUCCUGAGAGUUGCUUUAAGUGCUUUGCUGGAAUAUGGCAAUAAGAGGGACUACAGAGAUCCUUAAAACCCGUCUUUAAGGACAGCAGAAGAAACAGGAAGAAUGGAAGCCUCAUACGCCGCUAGCGCCGCCGUUGCUCCGACUCCUCCACCAAUCACCUCGUCCCCAGGUUACCUGCUCAGGAUGUUUCGGGAGUAUCAAAGCAACGCCGUCAUCAUGGCCCAUUACAACUUCACCGGAAAGCUGAAAGAGAACAAAUACCGAGACGGACUGAAACCCGAGGCCAUCGUGUUUCUCAUCAUCUGUCUUCUCAUUGUGGUGGAAAAUGCCAUCGUUUUGGUGGCAAUAUGGAAGAACAAAAAAUUCCACAUGCCCAUGUACUACUUGCUGGGCAGCUUGACGCUCUCAGAUUUGCUCGCAGGCUUCACCUACAUGGUGAACAUCGUGACUUCUGGCGCAAACACUCUCAAAAUGACUCCAGUGCUGUGGUUUCUUCGAGAAGGCGGCGUGUUUAUCACACUUUCUGCGUCUAUCAUCAGUCUCCUCGCCAUCGCUAUCGAGCGACACGUCACGAUGGUCCGGAUGAAGCCGUAUCAAGGGGCCAAGCGAGGCCGGAUGUUCGGUUUGAUCGGCGCGAGCUGGCUUCUUUCGGUGCUCCUCGGCAUUCUCCCCAUCAUGGGCUGGAAUUGCAUCGGACAUCUGGACGAAUGCUCCACCGUCUUGCCUCUUUACGCCAAGAGCUUCAUCCUCUUCUGCAUUACGGUGUUCACCCUGGUGCUGAUGUCCAUUGUGGUGCUCUACAUGCGCAUCUUCCGCAUUGUGAAGUCCAACACCCAGCGGUUAGGCUGCGGCCCUCAGCGCAAAGGUCUGGCCAGGAAGUCCCAGAAGUAUCUGGCUCUGCUGAAGACGGUCACCAUCGUUCUCGGGGUCUUCAUCGCCUGCUGGUUGCCUCUCUUUGUGCUUCUUCUGCUGGACUUCUUCUGCCCGGCUCAGGGCUGCGAGGUGCUGUUCAAAGCGGACUACUUCCUGGGUAUCGCCAUGAUCAACUCGCUCCUGAACCCCAUCAUUUACACCCUGACUAGUAAAGACAUGCGGAGAGCCAUUCUGAGACUGGUCUGCAGCUACUGUCUGAUAUCAAAAGAUGGACAGGUGAAGAAGUUUGGCAUGCCUUUCCUGGACUGCAGCACCAGUAAGGUUGAGGUGCCUUCACAAAGGCUGGAGGGCUUGGAGACGACGGUCUCUUCUGGGAACUUCACACCAUCCACUAUUAAAGCUAUUUACCCGAGGAUACUGAAGAGCUGAGGAAGAACAGCGCAUUGAGACGAUGCUGCCUUAAUGGACAGUUCAACUACUUCAUGCUGAAUAUUUGUAAAACCGGACAAGUACGAGGUGCUCGGAAAUGAAUUCAGAAGACGUUGGAUGAGAUGGAAGUCAUAAAUGUUGCGUUUUGGACUAUAGAGUAGAAGACUUGGAUUCCUCCGCAUGCAUUAUAGCAAACCACGAGGUUUCCAGAAAGCGUGGUAGACCAGACAAGAUUUCUUUUUUACUGUGAUAAAUACCAGUGUUUAAAAUGGAUUGUCUGUGGGUCAGACUCGCAUUACAAGAGCUGCGGUGCCUUUUUAAAAAUAGGAGGUUCAACGGCAAACAAAAAGCGGUUAUACAGCUGAACGUGAUGCAUUGUGCAAAUGUGCUCUGCAAAGAACUCCUCAGAUGUUAUACGAGUCUCGCGUGAGCAUUUUCAAAAAUAACGAGCCGGUGCUGUUCAGAGAUUUUGUGGUGAAAACACGCACAGAAAAUGACUGGUUGGUGCCUCCACACACAAGCACGUUAGUCCUCGGGCAUUUUAACAAUACAUACGCAGGCAAAUAAAAACUAUAAGGCAAGCGACUAUUUUUAAAUCGGUAAAUGUUUCCUUUUAUACUUGUACUUUUGGGUUUUCAUGUUAAAGCUCCCCUUAAAAAUGUAAGUAUGCUAUACUUUUCUAUAUUUUUGGCUUAUACAGGAAAUAUAGUUUCGGAGACGCAAGCUAUAUAAAUAUUGUAUAUUUUAUAAAUAUUGUGAGAAAGUUUUUAUGUUGUUGUAUGGAAUGGCAUCGUUCAUGUGUAGCAGUCUGCAGUGAUAAAAACAGCACUGACAUUCAAGCAAUAUUGCAUUUCUGUAAAACUGUCUGUGUACUGAAAACAAUGCAUUCGUGUGUUUAAAUGUAUUUUGUCGAUCCUAAAUUAUGAGCCUUAAAAACAAAUCUUUUAUAAGUGCAUUAAUUAAAAGUGUUUUCUUGCA